This is a messenger RNA of Tuber melanosporum (Perigord truffle), 1573 nucleotides long. RefSeq lists its product as uncharacterized. Gene Ontology annotation, cellular component: nucleus. The coding region runs from base 68 to 1309 and encodes 413 amino acids. The record is from RefSeq and is a predicted model, not a curated record. NCBI's taxonomy places the organism in Eukaryota, Fungi, Ascomycota, Pezizomycetes, Pezizales, Tuberaceae. Gene Ontology annotation, biological process: base-excision repair; nucleotide-excision repair; base-excision repair, AP site formation. Gene Ontology annotation, molecular function: damaged DNA binding; 8-oxo-7,8-dihydroguanine DNA N-glycosylase activity. The transcript has 6 exons.
UCCAACACCACCCUCUUCUCCUCGCGUCGAAUCUCUUCAUACGAACCCCAAUAAAUCUUCUCUCCCAAUGGCCCUGGUGAAAGGAGAAUGGCACAAGUUGCCCCUAGCUCUCAGCGAGCUUUCCCUAUCCUCCGUGCUUCGUUGCGGACAAUCCUUCAGAUGGAAAGCUUCCAAUCCUGGCGAAUGGACUUGCGCGCUGAACGGCCGAAUCUUGACGCUUCGACAGGACGACUCGCAUUUGCACUACCGCGCUAUAUUCCCAGCGACCACUACGGCUCCUCAAAACGAUGAUACGGUGGAGCUCAUCCGCGACUACUUCAACCUAGACGUCAACCUCACAAAGCUCUACGAAAGAUGGAGCGCUGCGGACGCGCACUUCCUCAAGAAGGCUGUGCGCUUCGCGGGCAUACGCAUGCUGCGACAGGAUCCGUGGGAGAACUUGGUGAGCUUCAUUUGCUCGUCCAACAAUAAUAUCUCGAGGAUUUCGCAGAUGGUGGACAAACUAUGUGCGACUUUUGGCCCCAAGCUGGGUCAAGUUGAUGGACACACUUACCAUGACUUCCCGUCACCAGGGGCAUUAAUGGGCGAUGGGACAGAGCAGACGUUGAGGGAAUUGGGAUUUGGCUAUCGGGCAAAGUAUAUAUCUACCACUGCGAGGAUAAUAGCUCAAGAGCGGCUGGCGGGGUGGUUGGAUGGGUUGAGGAAGGUUGGUUAUAGAGAUGCACACGAGGCCUUACUCGGGCUCUCAGGGGUGGGGCCGAAGGUUGCGGAUUGCGUUUGCUUGAUGAGUUUGGACAAGGCUGAGGCUGUGCCUGUUGAUACUCAUGUCUGGCAGAUCGCGCAGAGAGAUUACGGCUUCGGUCGUGGGAAGCAUAAGAGUUUGACUAAAGCUACUUACGAAGCUAUUGGAGACCACUUCCGCAAGUUGUGGGGACAGGAAGCUGGCUGGGCACAUUCGGUACUCUUCACCGCGGAUUUGAAGGCCUUUGCAGAUGUCAAAGCAGAGGGGGUGAAGACUGAGGAAGCUCAGGUCGAGAAAAUCACUACCAAGAGAACAGCUGGGAAGGUGAAAGCCGAAAACAUCAAAGAGGAACUCGAGGACGGAGAAGGGGUAAAACUCGACCCGGCAUCGGUGGACAACAAGGAAGAUGGCGAUAAACGAGAAACGGUGACCGAGCAGAAGGUGGUUAGAAAAGUAAAGAGGAGUCUAAAGUUGGAGGUGAGGGAGGGGGAGGAUGAAAGCGUGUCUCUGGAGCUGGAAUGCGUGACCACCCUCGCCGAUAGGGUGAAGCGACGACGUAGGCGUUAGAUGAUCAACUUACUGUGUGGGCUGAUCGUGGGCAAGAGUGAGACAGGCAGAUUUUCCUAAUUUAGGAACCGGCCAACGAUCGUUUACUUGGUGAUAGAGAGUCUGUUCCAAUUAGAGGGGUUCAUCUGUUGAUGGCCAAUGGACGGGUGCGAUAUAUUCCGUAUAUUACUAGUUGUAAGAGGGGAUGUGGUUGUGGGAAUGCUAUCCCGGGAAAAUACCAUCCCAUGUAUCAUAAUUAGCACAAGCACUGUAGAGUACAGUACA